Protopolystoma xenopodis is the source of this 384-nucleotide messenger RNA. Lineage: Eukaryota; Metazoa; Platyhelminthes; Monogenea; Polystomatidea; Polystomatidae. The record is from the annotation of a GenBank genome assembly.
AUGGAAUUUUGGCGCACUGAGUCGCUGGUCUCCGCUUCUCUUGUCAGUCGUGCGUGGUUGCACGCUUCUCGUCAUCCUGAAUUAUAUCGCAGACUUUGCCUAUUGCCUAAGUGGUGUCUACCUCGUGGACCUCAGGCUUUUCCAAGGCGUGUUUCCUUGCCUUUUACAACAAAUACUGAGCAUACAUCGGCGAUCACAGUAUCUAGCCAUCUCCACCCUCUCCAGCUUCAAUAUCAACGCCUAUUCUCAGUAGGGGAGAAUAAACAGCUGCCAAAUUCGUCUCCUAUCCGGUACUCGGAAGCUUCGAAGGAACAUAGUUUAGCGUCCGAUUAUGGUAUGAAUGUCUUAUCUGUUCACUUUGUCAAACUCAGCCUCUUCUUCUAG